Molecule: messenger RNA, 2338 nt
Organism: Sander lucioperca (pikeperch)
Lineage: Eukaryota; Metazoa; Chordata; Actinopteri; Perciformes; Percidae
Gene: fbxo8
Product: F-box protein 8
Exons: 8
Coding region: 240-1208 (322 amino acids)
Biological process (GO): regulation of ARF protein signal transduction
Molecular function (GO): guanyl-nucleotide exchange factor activity; protein binding
Source: RefSeq, a predicted model, not a curated record
GAGAACAGGGGAGGGGCAGAGGUGACAGGAGGAGGAGUGUGUACAAAUACAUCCAUGGUGUCAAACAGAUGAUAGACCGCGGUAUGAAGGGUUCCCCCUGAACCUAAGGAGCAACUGCUCUAUUUUUAGUUGUGCUUGGCUAAAUGAAAUGACAACUGGAUACGUUUGAUAGCGAGGACACCGCAUUUCCAGCUGUACUUGUGUGCAGGUCGGGUUGUCAGAGGAAUCACUAAACUCAGAUGGGUCAAGCACUGUGGAGGCUGCCUCCCAGACAACAGCAGCAGCUUCAGGAAGAGCUUGCAGACCGACUGGCUGACCGAGGAGGAGGAGGAAGAAGACAAGAGCAAGGGAGAGAUGGAGGUCCCCAGAGAAGAGUUCCUCAGCAGUGUCAUGGCCCUGACAUCUACCAUCUGCUGAGAACACGCAUGGGAGGUAGGGAAAGGCACGGUUUUAUAGAUUUGGAGAUGUUGCCCCCCGAAUUAGGCAUCACCAUACUGUCGUACCUGAAUGCUACGGAUCUGUGCCUGGCGGGCUGUGUGUGGCAGGACCUGGGAAAUGACGAAUAUCUAUGGCAAGGGCUGUGUAAGUCCACAUGGGGACACUGCUCCAUCUACAACAGAAGACUACCUGCUGGUUUCUCAUACAGAAGACUAUACCUCCAACUAGAUGAAGGCAGCCUGACAUUCAAUUCCAACUCACAGGAGGGUAUCGGGUAUUUCAUGUCUAAAGGUAUACUAGUGGAUCAUCCGACAGAGCUGGCUAAAUUCAUCUUCUACACUAGACGGCUCAACUGGAAGAUGCUGAGGGUUUACCUGGAUGAAAGGCGGGAUGUCCUGGACGAGUUGGUGACCCUCCAUAACUUCAGUAACCAGUUUCUACCAAAUGCUCUGCGGGAUUUCUUCAGACACAUCCACGCACCAGAGGAGAGAGGAGAGUAUCUGGAAACCCUCAUCACCAAGUUCAGCCACAGGUUUUGUACCUGUAACCCUGGCCUUGUGAGAGACCUGGGCCUCAGUCCUGAUGCGGUGUAUGUGCUGUGCUACAGUCUGAUCCUGCUGUCCAUUGACCUGACCAGCCCCCACGUCAAAAACAAAAUGUCCAAGAGGGAGUUUAUCAGGAACACUCGCCAAGCAGCACAUAAUGUCUCCGACGACUUUGUAGGCCACCUCUAUGACAACAUAUACCUGAUUGGCCACGUGGCUGCGUAGCUCCACCUACCAGCUGACCAGUCGAAAAUCCUCAUACUGCACUGAAGAAUAGGAACAGGUGAUUGGGUUCCUAUACAUGCCUGGAAAGUAUAAAACAUUGUGGAGAUUGAUUUUUUACAAUUUUCAUGACAACCAAUAAAUCUUACUAGAAAGGUUCGACAAACAAAUACAAUUCACUGCACUGUGAGAGAGACUGUGCUACCGAAUAUUAGUAAUGUUCAUAGAUUUUAAUCAAAUGUGUGACGCAUCUGAAAUGUCUUUCAAACCAAAGUCAGUGCAAAGAAGGAGGUUUUAAAGUGGAACCAUGGCUGCUUCUCAUAUUGCUUAAAUUGCCUCCUCGGCUCCUCCACUUGCCUCCCUUCCUCGCAUCUUAGUCCCUCCCACAGAGGAGGCACGGGAGAGACGUGAGGGAAUCAUGGGAGGAGAGAGGAACCGAGGAAAGGUGUUUCAGAGGGAGGAGACGUCCUUUCCUCUGAAGCGUCACAUUAAUUUGUCAGCUGUUUGGGCAGAGUUAGCAACUCCUUCAGCUGCACGGCUUCCGGGAAGGCUGCUCUCUGUAUCCUCGCCUAUAGCUCCACGGUGAUCCCUCGUCGAUGCUCGCUCCUCUGGGUGGACACAAGGGCUUUGAGAUGGCCUUCACGAAGGAGCAACAGAACAACUUCCGGUUCAGCCGAGGAGCGAGGAGCUAUCAAAUAAGCGGCAUGAGAAGCAGCCUAUGUAAGAUGAACUAUGAUAACUGCACUGACGGAUGGUGACUACUGAUUGGUGGAGGGGGGAAGCGAAGCACUGCCCUCAGCCUGUCACAGAUGCCGGGACAGUCCUGCUGAUUUCCUAUUGGACAGCUGCUUCAUGUUCGCCAGUGGGACAAACACUGGCCCAAUUCUUGUAGGAAGUGACACAGGGGGGUUAUUAUGAGGCGAACACAAGACCACUCACAAAUAUCAAUAGUAACAUUUACCAGCAACUAAUGACAAAGGUACAUAGGAGCUAUUCUGCAAAUCAGUUGACUUGAUACAUUGUCCAGAAUGUCCAAGUGUCAAGAUUCAACUAGAUCUGGUUGUCUGUGGCUCAUACUAGAUGUGUUUUUUUGUUCUCCAUUUUAUGAGUAACAAGACAACACAUUGGGCCUC